AUCGGACUCCUACCGACUGUCUGCAAUAGCACUGUAAGCCGACAAAUUUUUCUUGUACCUUCGUCUUACAAGAAGCAGGAACUGAGUCGGAUUACACCAACCAAGCCGUUGAAGGAAGAAGGUGUUCAAGAUGGCGCGUAUAGUGCCGAUCUUGGUGGCAGUCGUGGUCGUGGCCAUGUUGCUGACCGACACGGAUGCCACAUACUUGACAAAGAAAAUCUCCAAGAAGAUUUCAAGAAGCAGUUCGUUCAAGACGCGUUCGAGAAGCAGUUCGUCUAAGACGCGAUACUUUACGUUUGGCGACGGUGGUUCCAGUGAAAGUAGGGAGAGUUUGCUGGCCAAAGGGAGGAUGUUGCAUCACUCCUUUUCAGGCUCCAGUGCUAAAUAUGGCGACCAGAAUGACUACCUGCGGGCUCUUGUCGAAGCCAAAAUGAAGAAAGGAGGGAAGACACACGGAAGUGCAGACUACCAGCGCUGGAUGUCUGCGCAUGCCGGCUCGCUCAAAGGAGAAGGAAAACACAAGACUUAUUCCUGGAGCUCCUCCUGGUCCUCAGGUGGUAAGAAAGGUUUUGGUGACAUGUCCGUGGGCGAUAUGAAAGGAAUGCAGUUUGACAUGGACUUCGACUCCAUGGAAAACAAUGGCAAAAAGAGAAUCAAAGGCAUGAAAUUUGGAAGCUUCGAGAUGAAAGGCAUGAAGAUUGGACAUAUGUCAGGCGGUAGCAAAGGCGGCAUGAUGUUUGGAGGCGGAGGUAGUGGCGGUGGCAGCUGGAGUAUGGAAGGCGGCGACAGCAGCGGUAGAUGGAAGAUGAAAGGCAAGAGCUGGAAGACGAAAGGCGCCAGCUGGAAGAUGGAAGGUGGUCACGAAAGCUGGAUGAUGGGCGGCGGCGGAUGGAAGAUGAAAGGCGGCGGCGGAUGGAAUAUGGAAGGCGGUGGUGGCUGGAAUAUGGAACGCGGUGGUGGCUGGAAUAUGGAAGGCGGUGGCAGCUGGAAGGGCAUGCGCAGAGGGAGCGGGGAAGGGUCUGGUGAAAAAAUGCGUAAAAUUGAAUCAACUCAGGUCAUUGUUCGUGGCGGUAAGAAAGACAAGAAACGCAAGCAUAAGAAAGAAAAGGGCAAAAAGAAGAAGAAGAAGGAUCGUAAACAUCGCAAAGGAAGGCGUGGAUCCUCUGAAUCAUCUUCUAGUGAGGAAGAUGAGGACGAAGGAUGCGACUUUGAAGACAACAACAGGUGCUACAUCUAUAAAUCUAAGAAGAAAAGUUUCUCCAAAGCUGAACAGGAUUGCCAGAAACUGCAUGGUCAUCUUGCCAGCAUCAAUUCUUCCAGUAUUCAACAUAUGUUAUCCCAGUUUACAAAGAAACGUGGGAUCAACGAUGUUAUCUGGUUUGGAUUGUAUCAGAAGCGCAAGGACUGGAUAUAUGCCGAUAAAACUCCAUUCAGUGAAAGGGGAGGCUUUGUCAACUGGGACAAGAAUGAACCUAACGACAUGCACGUUGCUGGCAAAAAGGGAGCUGACUGUGCUGUUGUCAAUCCCAAAACUGACUGUAGAUGGAGGGACAGGAGCUGUAAGGCUGAGUAUGCCUACCUGUGCGAAGCGCCACUGCGGUACUAUGGGAAAGGCAAAGGACGAAGCCGUGGAUCUAGUAAAGAAUGUAAGAAACGCGGCAAGAAAGGCAAGGGUAGCUCCAGUCGAAAUUGCAAAGUGAAAGAACAAGUUGAUGCUGAGUGUCCUUCAGGAAGUUUCACCAACUCUAAAAACAACCGUUGCUACAAGUUCUACAAGAACAAAUUGGCCUGGCAAGAAGCAUAUCAGUAUUGCUUGAAUGAGGGAGGAAAUCUAGUUGUCUUUGAUGACGAGCAAACGAUACAAUUUUUGAAAAAGAAAGUGAAGAGUGACAUCUGGAUCAGUUACACGGAUAAGCUAGAGGAGGGCAAGUUUGUGAUGCACGUGGGCGACACAUCAGUGCCAGUCAAAAUUGACUUCUGGAAGAAAGGACAGCCCAAUGGCAAACGAGAGCAGAAUUGUUUGAUGGCGACCGUCAAGGACAAGAUGAAGGCUCAGGACAAGAAAUGCUCAGAGUCCCGUAACUUUGUCUGUGAGUUCCGCAGAGCAGCUGAUGUUGCCGUCGAUUUUACACAAGUUUUUUCACUGAGGAAAGGCUUUAGGCUCGUGAGUGAGAAGAGCUACACCAUUGAUGACAUACCAGAUGAAAACAAAUGUGCCAGAGUUUGCGACCGUCGCAAAAAGUGUCUUGGAAUCAACUUUUUCAAGAAGAAGAAGAAGUGUGAAAUUCUAUCCGAUAACAUCUUCACCGUGGAGAAAGGCAACCUUGAAAAAGACAAAGACUGUGUAUUUGGCAGCCACAAGUCCAGAAGAUUUUCCCACUGCCCACGAGAAGCUGACAUUCGCAAUCAAGAUACCGGCAUCUGCUACCAGUUUUACUCGACGAAAAUGAACUGGUUCGAUGCUCAGACCGAGUGCACCAGGAAUGGAGGCCACCUAGCAAUCGUUGACAAUGACGCCACCUACAAAUUCAUUAAUGACAACUCAGAAGGAUUUAAAGAUGUAUACUUUAUCGGCUUUAAUGAUUUGGACAUGAAAGGAGACUUCUAUUGGCAGUGGAAUGACAUUCGUGUACCAGUUGGGAAAACUUUCUGGAAAAAAAAGCAGCCAAAUGACCCUGACCAGGAACAGAACUGUGGUGCGGCUACGGCUGGCUCCAAACAGGAAUGGCAGGACAAACCGUGUGAGGAGAAACGUCCCUUCUUGUGUCAGUUCCCUCCCAAAGGUUAUAGGCCUGAUGCUGCUUGGUUGUCCGGUGUUGACAAGUAUGCUGGUCUCCAUCUGAGAAGCAAGGAAGACAAGUAUAGCAGAGAAAAUGUUGACCCAGAAACCUGCGCCCGACGAUGCUUCCAGAGAAAGAAAUGUCUUGCAUUUGAUUACAACAAGAAGAAGAAGGCUUGCCGUUUCUUGCACAACAGCAAAUUCACCCAGCCAAAACGUGCCAAGCCAUCUAAAGAUAAGGAUCACUAUGUUAUUAGGCUGAGGCAGUAUGCUCAUUGCCCAGAAGGAAGUAUAAAGUUACCGAAGAGUGACCGAUGUUUCAAGUAUUUUGAUGAAAAUGUCAACUGGCAAACCGCUGAGAGGAAGUGUGGUCGUGGUAAAUUCCCUGGUAACCUGCUUAUUAUGGAUAAUGACGAGGUAUUCAAACUGUUCAAAGGCAUUAAGAAAAGGUUUAAGAAAGCCUUGUGGACUGGUUGUAACAGGCGAGGGGCCAGGGACUUCGGCUGGAGCGUAUUCGGCGACCUAGAGAAGCUCAGUAAAUUCCAGAAAUGGAAGGGAGGAAAGGCCAAGGAUGAUGACAAAAAGCGUUGUGUUCAAGCUCGCAAUGACAAUUUGGAAUGGGAAGCUGAGAACUGUAACAGCAAGAGGCCAUACGUGUGUGAAUACCGCCCCGCAGGGGCCAGCUUCACGGACGAUACAAUGAGGUCAUUCCAGAAGUUCCAUGGGCGUCAGCUCCGUGAGCCUGACCUAGAAAUCAUUGAGAAAUCAAAGGAUGAGGACUGUGCUAACAAGUGUAUUGAUGACGACUCAUGCUUGUCUUUCAACUUCAACUAUAAAGCUAACCAGUGCGAGCUGUCUAAACUGAGCCGAUUCACUACACCUGAAGCCCUGGAGAAAGUAAAGGGAUAUGUUCAUUAUGUCCACAAGGGGAGACAGUUUAGCCAUUGUCCACCCGGCACUUUCGUCGACAAGGGAAGUCGCCGAUGUUAUCGUAUCGUGGACAAGAAAGUGUCCUGGGAUGAAGCCCAAGAUGAGUGCGACCGUUUAGGAGGGAAGCUCGCUGUUAUACCUGAUAAGUCAACCUGGAAGUCCCUCGCAGACCAGUGGCCCAACAAAUCCCCGUCUGACUUUUGGAUUGGUAUGAUCUCCGACAUUCGUGGGAACAUGAAAUGGCGCUGGGGUGUGAAGAAUUUCCGCGUUGGCAGAUCAUUUAAUAAAUGGGAAGGUGGAAAUGAGGCCAAGCACAAGAAGUGGUUUAAAGGAAGGAAAGAGCGUAUGUGUGGUUGUGCGCGAGCUAAGCGCCUGGACUGGAAGCUCAACUCUUGUGGUGACAGGAAAGCAUUCCUCUGUGAAUUCCGUGCCAAAGGAGAUGAACAGGUUUCGUUGAACUGCCCUGAAGGUUGGGAGCCAUUUGGAGGCAUGUGUUACAUGAUGGAGAGGAACAAGAUUGGAUACAAUGAUGCCCGAGACAUCUGCCGUCUGAAUGGAGCCGAACUGUUGUCCAUUGGAAGCCAAGCAGAGAAUGAAUUCCUGGGGGAUUUCCUGAGAAACAAUGUUGGCAAAGAUAGUACCCCUGUCUGGAUUGGCCUUAAUGACCAGGAAAAAGAAAUGAAAUGGAUCUUCCUUGAUGGAACGGAUUGGGAGAAUGGUUUCAAGAAUUGGGCUGAUCCUAAAGAUCCGUACAGACCUGACAAAGAUGACUGCGCGGCUGUUGAACCCUCUGGUAACUUCGACCUUCAGUGGAAAGACAGAAGCUGUAGCUCUAAAUACUACUACAUGUGUGAAGCCAAACCCACAGAUAUCAAGGCCUAUGGAUGUCGCAGUGGUAAAAUUACCUGUCCCAAGAAUGCUGAGUGUGCUACAACGAAGAGAGGUUCAACAUGUGUCUGUAAGAAUGGCUACACUGCCAUAACACAGGAUGAAGAGCUGGUCGGUUGCCAGAGGGCAAGUGUGUGCCACGGUUCCGGAGAUCCUCACUUCACUACGUUUGAUGGGGUGAGGAUCCACUUCCAAGGCUCGUGCCGCUAUACCCUUGCCAAACCUUGUGACGGUGCUAUGCAAUCUGGAGAUUUGUUCAAUGUGACCGUUCAGCUGGAGCACCGCAGACAUAAACGUACUGUCACCUAUGUCAGAAGUGUGUAUGUGGAGGCUUAUGGUGUGGAGGUGGCGCUUCUCAAGGACCGACAGAUGAAGGUGAAUGGUGACCACAGACAUCCUGGCAUUCAGCUAGCAGAGGGAAAAGUCACCACCGAGCUAGAAGGCUGUCGUUCACUGGUUGUCACAUUAGUCGACCUUGGCGUAAGAGUUUCAUUCAGUGAUAACCACAAAGUCCGAGUUGAGGUUCCUGACAAAUACUUCAACAAGAUGUGUGGUAUCUGCGGAAACUACAACGAUGAGGAAGAUGAUGAUAAGUUCAUCGCCUACACCAACGAACCAGGGGAUUACUUUCAAAUUGGGAACAGUUGGCUGACCUACUCGCAUCCUGAUGAUGCAGAGGAAAACGAAGCAGAGGGACAUGAAGACUGCACGAAUGUGCCGAGUGUUCCGAUUACUGACGAGUGUACAGAGGCCUCAAAAAUGUUGUAUCGCUCCAAGGAGUUGUGUGGUUGGCUGAACACUGAGCGCUUUGUUAUGGCACACGGGUUCCUCAAGCCAGAAAACUACAUCGAGAGCUGUGUGUUUGACAUGUGUGCCGGUAUGGACCUGCAGGAAGUGCGCUGUAACUACGCAGAGUCUUACGCCACUGAAGCGAUAUCUAAAGGAGCCGAUCUUUCCUGGAGAGAGGGAACCGAUUGUGCCCCACUGUGCCCUGAGAACGCCGUUUUUAGGUCUAAGGCCUCAGCUUGUCAAGACAGCUGUGAGAACCCCGAAGCGUCAGUCUGCUGUAAACGUAAACCACAGGAGGGAUGUGAAUGUAAGACAGGCUACUUACUUAGUGGUACCAAGUGUGUACGUUCCAGUGAAUGCGGAUGCAGGGGACGUGAUGGCGUCUACAGACAGGUUGGUGAUGUGUGGACAGAUGGACGAUGUCACCGUAAAUACACAUGUCAGAGGAAUGGGAAAAUCCUGGAGGAAGAUGUUAGUUGCCAUGAAACCGCCACAUGCAAGAGAAAUCGCUUUGGCAAGCAGUCUUGUCAUUGUCAGAGAGGUUACGAGGGAGAUGGUAUAACCUCAUGUGAAGACAUUGAUGAAUGUACAUCAAAGAGGAGGCCAUGUGGCCGUGAUGCGAGGUGUGAAAACACACCGGGAUCCUAUAAAUGUAUACUGGAAUGUAAGAAAGCUUUGAGGAGCGCAGAGGACGAUGUAAAGAUAUCAACGAGUGUCGUCAGAAGGAUAAGGGUGGUUGUUCUCACAGAUGUGUGAACCUGCGUGGAAGCUACAGGUGCAUAUGCCCAGCUGGCACGACCAUGGGAGAUGACAAAAAGACCUGCUCACAACCUAACGACUGUAAAGAAGGAGUGGAUUUGUCUCAGGUUGAACCAGCUCUAGAUGAUGAACCAUAUAAAAGAAGUAAGCCAAAGAAGGACUGGCUGAAAAUCUUGAAGGUUCGUCCUGGCAGGAGGAGGAGGAGGA
Molecule: messenger RNA, 6352 nt
Organism: Liolophura sinensis
Lineage: Eukaryota; Metazoa; Mollusca; Polyplacophora; Chitonida; Chitonidae
Product: IgGFc-binding protein-like
Exons: 48
Coding region: 131-6142 (2003 amino acids)
Molecular function (GO): calcium ion binding
Source: RefSeq, a predicted model, not a curated record